This is a messenger RNA of Serpula lacrymans var. lacrymans S7.9, 940 nucleotides long. RefSeq lists its product as uncharacterized. NCBI's taxonomy places the organism in Eukaryota, Fungi, Basidiomycota, Agaricomycetes, Boletales, Serpulaceae. Bases 16 to 774 code for a protein of 252 amino acids. The record is from RefSeq and is a predicted model, not a curated record. The transcript has a single exon.
CACUCUCCACCCAUCAUGAGUCUCACCGCAGCUGCCCACUAUCCCCUCUCCCAUCCCCACCACCACCAACACCACCACUUCCCACCACAGAACAUCUCGGGAGCCGCACUACCAACACCCCCCUCCUCGCCCUACGCACCCUACCACGUCGAGUCCACGAUCAGUCUCCUCGAGUCACUCACCGCAUUUUAUCACGAAGAGCGCAUGUGGGUCUAUCGCACUCGCGCGUCAUUGGAGCUCAUGGUCCAAGGCAAAUCGUUCAUACCUGACCUCGGUACCUCCGACGAUAUCGUCGCCUCCUCUUCCACGGAUCCAACCAUCUCUGCCUCCCCUUCGAGUUCAUCCAGCACAGGACCUAUAUCAGAAUCGUUGUCAUCAACCACGACCACGAUCGCAGCAGACGAGGAUGACACUCACCACAUGGAUAUGGGCGUCAAACAGGAGCCUCAUAGUCCGUCCAUGAACUCGCCCGGUCAGUCCAAGUGGAUGCAGCGUAAAAAGAGCUACCGGCUCAAGCUCGAAGGGCUCUCCUUCACGCGUGUCGUGGGGGGAAGAGUGAGCAAGGAUAGAGCCAAUGGCUCGAUGGUGCAGCGCAAGCAGCAGCGUGAUUCAGGUGUGCAGAUUCUGGAGCUCUUUGAAAAAAUGAUGCAGGCGAGGAUGGAGAGCUGCGAAAGGGUAACAAAAAUGGUUAGAAAUGCCAAUGCAUGUGGGAUGUCGGGAACGGCGAACGUUAACAUCAUGGGUUCAGGGAGAGUCAACGUCCGAGUGAUGUGAGUUGCCGUUGUCUUUUGCAGUAAACUUGUAUCCGUCGUUAUUAUUUUCCAGUAGAUGCAUACGAAUAAUGUAGCAACUUGUAGUUUUAGUAUUUAAGCAUUAUUUUAUCCUGUAAAUCAGUACACAUGGGCAUUGACGUCAACAAUGAUAUUCAUUUUUUGCUCAA